Molecule: messenger RNA, 516 nt
Organism: Symbiodinium natans
Lineage: Eukaryota; Dinophyceae; Suessiales; Symbiodiniaceae
Source: the annotation of a GenBank genome assembly
AUGCAAGAGCUGACCCUCAAGGAGCCCGAGGCGGCCCAGGAGCAGAUGGAGGUCGUGCAGUUCAAGGUCUCGGGCCUCGGUGCUUUCGAGCUGGAGCUGGACCUCGCCACUGCAGUCCGCGACGUCAAGAAGCUCGCCAAUGAUGCCUGCAACAUCGAGCCCGAGCACAUGCGCCUCAUCUACAACGGCCGCCAGCUCAAGGAUGCUGACACCCUGGAGCUGUACAACCCCAAGGACAGCGCCCCUGUGCAGAUCCUCUUCACCGCUGGCCACGUGGCGAUGAUGGGAGGUGUCGGUGGCACCGGUGGCGGCCCUCGCGGAGGACAUGGCGCCAAGCAGCAGAGGAAUCCGUUCUCCACACCGGUGCGCGGACUCCCCGGUUCCAAGGGACUUCGAAGCUCCCGUGUAUCGGGCCGCCCGGGUGGCAUGGCCCUCAUCCGGAAGUACGGCAUCAUGAUGAAGCGCCAGGAGUUCCGCGAGAAGGCUGAGGAGAUUGGCUUCAUCAAGUACCGCUGA